AUGAAUACUCCUCCUCCUCUUCCUAAGAAAGUCAUAUUGGUCACGAGAAGGAAUAGGAGGCCGAAGCAUGAUCCAGAUUUCACCGACCCUAAUCUGAAACAACCCAAGUUAAAAGAUCCUAUCACCGUCAAUCCACUUCUAAAAUAUGACGAUCAACUUCUUCAUCAAUUGCAAACAUGGCUUAAAGAUCCAACAACUGACAACACAAAAAUUGAGCUCCAUACUACGUUAGGUGAUAAAGCAUUAUUUCGCCGAUUGCUAAAAAGGUUAACCUGGCUGAAUGAUGAUGAAAUCGAUGCAGGCUGCUUCAUUCUGAGAAGAAGAUCUUGGCUAUAUCCAAAGACAUAUAAGAAGAACUUCUUUAUUAGAGAUUGUUGGCUCCACACCAGGUUCACUGCUGAUUACCCUGAAUUUAAGAAAAGUCGUAUUGAGUUUGACAUUGAAAACUUUUUCGAAUACUUCUUGGGCAAUGAAAACAACUUUAUGAAUAGUUGGAAAGAAUACGAUCAUAUAUAUAUUCCUUUGAACAUCAAAGAUGUCCACUGGAUACUUUGUGUUGUCCGUCUACAGCAAUGGCGCGUAGACGUAUAUGACUGCGAUCCUGGAUGUUAUGCUAAUUUUGAUGAGUUUGUGCUACUGAUGUGCGAAAUGAUUCCGGUUAUAUUUGACAAGGCAUUACCUCUUGAAGAUAAACAAAGAUUUCCUCUGCUCAACCCUGAUUCCGUUUUGCAAUACACAAGACUUCCAGAGUCAGAAGUUCCCAAAGCAACUAAGAGUGGAGAUAAUGGUGUCUUUGUACUAAUGUAUAUUGAGUACUUGACUGCAAACCUGAAUCUAGCAGAAGUGACCUCAAAUGAGAUGAAAGCUUGGAGAGAAAAGUGGGCAGUGAGGUUAUUUCAUGGACUUGUAGAUCCAUAG
Impatiens glandulifera is the source of this 918-nucleotide messenger RNA. RefSeq lists its product as uncharacterized. Gene Ontology annotation, molecular function: deSUMOylase activity. Gene Ontology annotation, biological process: protein desumoylation. NCBI's taxonomy places the organism in Eukaryota, Viridiplantae, Streptophyta, Magnoliopsida, Ericales, Balsaminaceae. The record is from RefSeq and is a predicted model, not a curated record. The coding region runs from base 1 to 918 and encodes 305 amino acids. Gene Ontology annotation, cellular component: nucleus. The transcript has 2 exons.